Messenger RNA from Prunus armeniaca (apricot), 963 nucleotides. Lineage: Eukaryota; Viridiplantae; Streptophyta; Magnoliopsida; Rosales; Rosaceae. The record is from the annotation of a GenBank genome assembly.
AUGGGGAAAAGAGGAGGAGCUAAGAGGAAGGCCAGCCACAUAGAGAUGGAAGAGGCCACCCGCCUGAACAAGCCGUCUAAGCAAGACACCGCUCGGCCAUUGCCAAAGCGGCGGCGGCUCAAGGAGAAGCCCUGCUACUCCGAUCAGCCCCGCAACCUGGAGGAUCUAUGGAAGGCUGCCUUUCCUGUUUGUACUUCAUGGUAUCACGUCGACUCUGUCUACAACGAAUUCAAGUGGGAUUUCUCCCAUCUUGAACAAGCAUUCCAAGAGGGAGGAAAGCUGCAUCAUCAUGAGAUCAAUGCCAACAACGACAACAGCAACAAAUUCUAUCUGUUCGGAACAACCGAAAUUCAUAAACAAGAUGUCGGAGAAUAUGUUUUGAUCCCUGUGGUGGUAGCCAUUGUAUCAGCUUCCCCGCCUUGCCAUCAACUAGGCUUUGACGUAACUGAUUAUGACAUGCCGGGAGCCAAUGAACGAGUUAUAAUUCCAAUGAAAAAGCUCAAGAUGGAUUGGAUCCCCUACAUUCCUGUCCACAAGAGACAAGCCAAAGUUGAGAGACUCAUGAAGAGAUCUCCUCAGAUAUUUGUGUUAGGCUGCACUCAGAGAAAGGUUGCUUUAGAACACAUCAACUCAGACCGUUGCCUCAAAAUUCAAUACUCCGUGCCCUAUUUACAUAAUCAUCAUGAUGGGAAUGAGGUUGAUAAGACUAAUACUAGACCGUUGAGUCCACUGAGGGAGUUCCUCCUUGAGCAGGUGAUACAAGAAGAUGAAUUUUUACCUCAAGAGAGAAAGGAUUUCCUGAUGGGGUAUGUCAGGGAGCAACUCUUUGAAGCAAAGAGAGCAGCUAAUAAAAAACCGAGGAUUUACAAGUUCUACCCCCUACCAACACCGCACACUCCUCCCCUUAGGCACAAGUUUGCCGGCAUCAACAACUUUUGCCCGGACGCUGAUGAGGUUCUGUGA